UGAUAAUUGAGCGAAUGUUCAGCCUCGUCCGGGAGCUUCAAAUCAACAAACAUCUCACAAUCCACCGUUACAGGUUUGCUGACUGUCGAAAGAGUCACAGCCGAGUCCCCCCUGAGGCCAAAGGAAGGGUCUCUUAUUAUCAGACACGAGGUUGUUUCAUCGUCAAAUGAGUCACAUGUGCCAGCAUUGAAUUUGAGUCUUUAGCCCACCACAACUCAUACACCCUUUGUACACGGUUCAUUAAGCACAAGAUGUCGCUUCCUCCAGUUUACAUUGACGAGGACGUUGGUCACGAUGACGACUCCGCGGUUGGCACCGAGGGCACACCCUACAAGACUCUCGUUCAUGCUAUGAUCAAACACCCACCGACCACGGCAUCAUACCUGACUCGAAAAUCCAAAACCGGAGCUGUCGGUGAGGAUGGAGAUGAGAAUGCACGACUUGAAUGGAAGGCACCCACCAAAUCUGCCAUGAAGAAGGCAACAAGUCUUUUCGAGAACCACAAGAAGAAGCAAGCCAAAGCCGCCGAACUUGCCAUUCGUGACAAUGCCGAAGCAGUCAAACGCCAACAGAUCCUCGAAGAGGCCAAGAAGAUCACCAUUAAAGAAGAUGCCAACCUUCCCAAACCAGUCCGCAUUCGCCUCGACGACACUGACGAGUCCAAACUCAAGCUCGGCACCGCUGACAGCAAGGGCACUCGCAUCCGUGUGCUAGGCCGUGUCCACCAUCUCCGCUCGCAGAAGGAUGUCAUGUUCGUCACGCUGAAAGACGGGUAUGGUCAAAUGCAGUGCGUCUUCACCGGCGACCUGAUCCGCACGUACGCCGCCUUGACCCUCACUCUCGAAACGUCGCUAGCCAUCCACGGUGAGCUACGCGCCCUCCCCCCAAACGCCCACGCCCCUCUCAACCGGGAACUCCAUGCCGACUUCUUCACUGUGAUCGGCGCCGCCGUCGGCGAGAAAGAAGCCAUCACCAACAAGGUCCAAGCCGACGGCGACGCCCAGACGCUCCUUGACAACCGCCACCUCGUGCUCCGCGGCGACAACGCCUCGGCCAUCAUGAAAGUCCGCGCUGCCGUGACCCGCGCCUUCCGCCAGGCCUUCCAAGAAGACCGCAUCACCGAGGUGACACCACCGUCCAUGGUGCAGACCCAAGUCGAGGGCGGUGCGACCCUUUUCGAAUUCGACUACUACGGCGAGCCGGCCUACCUGACCCAAUCGUCGCAGCUCUACCUCGAAACCUGCAUACCUUCCCUGGGCGACGUUUUCUGUAUCUGCCCGUCGUUCCGCGCCGAAAAGUCCCUCACCCGCCGCCACCUGUCGGAGUACAUGCACAUCGAGGGCGAGCUGGACUUCAUCACGUUCGACGACCUUCUCAACCACCUCGAGCACCUGAUCUGCCGGGUCAUCGAGAUCACGCUGGCCGACCCGAUCAUCGCGGCUUACGUGCGCGACUUGAACCCCAACUUCAGCCCGCCGUCGCGGCCGUUCCGCCGCAUGAAGUACGCCGAGGCCAUCGACUGGCUCGUCCAGCGCGGCAUCCCCAACGAAGAAGGGGAGCCGCACAAGUUCGGCGACGACAUCGCCGAGGCCGCCGAGCGGAAAAUGACCGACGAACUCAACGUGCCCAUCUUCCUCACCCACUUCCCCGUCGAGAUCAAGGCGUUUUACAUGAAGAAGGACCCCGCCGACCUCCGAGUCACCGAGAGCGUCGACGUGCUGAUGCCAGGCGUCGGCGAGAUCGUGGGUGGUAGUAUGCGCGAAGACAGCUACGAAGAACUCAUGGCCGCCUACAAGCGCGUCGGCAUCGACCCUACCCCGUAUUAUUGGUAUACGGAUCAAAGACGAUACGGCACGUCACCACACGGUGGCUACGGACUUGGUCUCGAGCGAUUCUUGGCUUGGAUGUGUGGUCGUUGGACCGUGAGGGAGUGUGCUCUGUAUCCUCGCUUCGCGUACCGGUGUACACCGUGAUCUAACUUCAAAGAUGGUUGAUGCGUCAUCUAGAGAGAAGCAAAUAUGGAAUCAAGAAACAGAAACCGAGGUUAUGAGGAGCAGUUGGACACAUGUGUUGUCGGAUGCAGUGGUGUGUGGGCUGAGACCAAGAAGGGGAUGGCCGGUCGAUGCAUCACGCGGACUCGUGGCGUUGAAAUGAGAAAUAUGAAAUCGGAGAGACUAGACCAGAUAGAUUUACGCAUCAGAACAAUUGGCCUCCCAAGUAAAACGCCCGCGAGACGACAGUCUAC
Exophiala oligosperma is the source of this 2245-nucleotide messenger RNA. RefSeq names its product asparagine-tRNA ligase. The transcript has 2 exons. Lineage: Eukaryota; Fungi; Ascomycota; Eurotiomycetes; Chaetothyriales; Herpotrichiellaceae. Gene Ontology annotation, cellular component: cytoplasm. The coding region runs from base 252 to 1973 and encodes 573 amino acids. Gene Ontology annotation, molecular function: ATP binding; asparagine-tRNA ligase activity; nucleic acid binding. Gene Ontology annotation, biological process: asparaginyl-tRNA aminoacylation. The record is from RefSeq and is a predicted model, not a curated record.